CUUCGCGAGGCAACCCGCCUGCGCGCGUUGACGCCACAAAGCCCCUGUGCCUCUCCCAGUACUGUGGCGCAAACCCGGCCUUUCCCCGAGGCGGCGCACCCGGCCCUGGCACCUGGCGCGGUGCAAAACUCCUUCCCUGAGCCAUGGAUGCGGUGGAACUUGCCAGAAGGUUGCAAGAGGAGGCCACAUGUUCCAUCUGCCUCGACUACUUCACUGAUCCUGUGAUGACCGCCUGUGGUCACAACUUCUGCCGAGAAUGCAUCCAGAUGAGCUGGGAGAAAGGCAAGGGCAAGAAAGGGAAGAAGAAGCAGAAGAGUUCCUUCCCCUGCCCCGAGUGCAGGGAGAUGUCCCCUCAGAGGAACCUGAGGCCCAACCGCCUCCUGACAAAGGUGGCCGAGAUGGCCCGCCAGCACCCCGGGCUGCAGAAGCGAGACCUGUGCCAGGCACACCAAGAGCCCCUUAAGCUGUUUUGCCAGGACGACAAGAGCCCCAUUUGUGUGGUCUGCAGGGAGGCCCAAGAACACCGGCUGCACCGGGUGCUGCCUGUGGAUGAGGCUGCCAGGGACUAUAAGGUGAAGCUGGAGGAAGACAUGAGGUAUUUUCGGGAGGAGAUGGUCAAGACAGAGUCACUACAAGCCAAGGAGGAACAGAGCUUAAUUGAGUGGCAGGAGAAAGUGAAAGAGCGGCGAGAACGUGUCCUGGAGGAGUUCCAGAAGGUGGUCCUGUUCCUAGUGGAGGAAGAGCGCAGGCUUCUCCUGGUCCUGAAGAAGGAGGAAGACGAUAUCUUAGGGAGGCUGCAGGACAGCAAAACCUCCCUGGACCACCAGAGCCGCUCCCUGGACCGGCUCCUGCUGCAGCUGGAGGAGCAGAGCCAGCAGGAGCCCCUGCAGAUGCUGCAGGACAUGAAGGACACCUUGACCAGGAAGGAGAGCCUCAGUUUGCAGUACCCAGAGGUGGUCCUCCCCGUGGCUAUCAAGACUGUGUGCAGAGUUCCAGGACAGAUAGAGGUGCUCAAAAGUUUCCAAGAGGACGUGGUGCCGGACCCCAACUCAGCGUACCCCUAUCUCCUCCUGUACGAGAGCCGCCAGAGGCGAUACCUGAGCCCACCACCAGAGGGCACCGCCCCCUACAGCAAGGACCGCUUCGUGGCCUACCCCUGCGCUGUGGGACAGAAGAGCUUCUCCUCUGGACGGCACUACUGGGAAGUGGGCAUGAAUCUCACCGGGGAUGCACUCUGGGCCUUGGGCGUGUGCAGGGACAACGUGAGCCGGAAGGACAGGGUGCUUAAGUCCCCGGAAAAUGGGUUCUGGGUAGUGCAGCUCUCCAAAGGGAAGAGGCACCUGUCCCUGCUCCCCGACUCCACUCAGGUCACACUCACGGAGCCCCCCACCCACAUGGGCAUCUUCCUGGACUUCCAGGCCGGGGAGGUGUCCUUCUACAGUGUGAACGACGGGUCCCACCUGCACAGCUUCUCCCAGGCUGCCUUCCCUGGGCCGCUGCUGCCGUUCUUCUGCCUGGGAGCCCCAAAGUCAGGCCAGAUGGUCAUCUCCACAGUGACCAUGUGGGUGAAGGGAUAGAGGCUUGCGGCCAGGCAGAGUAGUCACUGGGCGUGCCCUGGCUCCCCAGAAGGCAGGGCGCUUCACCACCGUGGCUACCUACCCAGGCUUUCUCUGGGGCGCUAAGAGCCAAUACCUGUGCUGGCAGGGCAACUUCCCGAAAUACAAUCACGAUUAAAAUGCUCAAAUACGAACCGA
Molecule: messenger RNA, 1754 nt
Organism: Peromyscus maniculatus bairdii (prairie deer mouse)
Lineage: Eukaryota; Metazoa; Chordata; Mammalia; Rodentia; Cricetidae
Gene: Trim17
Product: tripartite motif containing 17
Molecular function (GO): protein binding; zinc ion binding
Source: RefSeq, a predicted model, not a curated record